AGGCUGCUUGGAGAACAUUUGUUCCCGCGUUCCCUAAACUGGCCCCAGAAUUAUGAAUGGAUAUUUUUUGUUGGCCCGAGAAGGCGCUUCGUUUGAAAUAUUCUUGAAGAAAGAUCUUAUCGGCACUACAGCUGCUGUCAUUUCCUUUAUUUCUUGAUAUUAUUUAUAUCCUCCAUAUGGUUGCAGGUCUUUCUAGUCGUGGUAGGUAGUAACUGGACUCGCUAGAACACGAAGACAAGUUAUCUCUGUCCAAGGUGGGAAAAGAUGAAAUUUUAACCUUGACUCCAGCGACAAUGUAUCUCAUUAGCCUUUGUAAUUUUGUGAGGUCUAAUGUAAUCCAUUUAUGAUAUCUUCACUGCCUCAUGAUUACCCGUUAAGUUCGUUGUAUUUACUUUUACGGCACGGGAUUGACGUGCACCCUCAUUUCUUUUUUCAGAGAUUCAUUGUGGUCUAAACAUUGACGUCACCAACCAUGUCGGAUGACAUGUUUGCUCCGGUCCCGGCGCCGAUUGUGACAAAAAAGCCAGCGAAAGAUACCCAAGCGUUGCUCAGCAAGCUGGCUGCCUUGAAGAACGAGAAAGCGAAGUUGCAAGCCGGUUUGCAGGCGGGAACCACCACAAGCUCACAAGAGGGCAAGGCGGCGCAGCCACAGGUAGGCGGGAGUAGUGGAAGCAGUGGACCGGCCGCGCCUGCAGCCGAAGCAGCUCCAACAGUGCCAGCCCCGAGUGCAUACAGCUUUGUUCCGCAGAAUGCUGAGAAAUUCAGCCUGAACCCGCAAUCAGAGGAAGACAGGCUGCUCCAGCAAGAGUAUAUCACUUUAGAAAGGCAAUCGUUCAGGACUCUUUGACUGCGUUUAAUUUUUCAGGUGGUGGUUGUACGGAUAUGACUAACGGCAGGCGAUGAUUUGUUUAAAAUUGUCGGUAUCAAUGUCAUGAUUGUUAGAAUCGCUGAUUCCUACUUGUAGCUUGUACUUCCUCCGAAUACGCAGGUACGACCCUAGCGAGCCAAACAACUACGACGAAAUAGUAAAGAAAAGAAGGCGGCUGGAAGAGGAGGCGGCUGUCCAGCGACUUCGGGAAAAGAAUGCAGAAAGACAAAGAAAACAGAACGAAGCAAAGCAAGCAAAGGAAACAGAGGAAGAUGAUGCAGCGACUGCUUACAUGAAGAAGUUCGGUUGGCAGGAGGGCCAAGGUUUAGGCCGAGACGGACAAGGUAAAUUAUUUUGUGCACCCCUACGAAUACACCGAUCACUGCUUCUUACUCGGCGUUCCAUUGCGUACAAGGCUUUGCCUUGCUACGAGAGCGUGGUUGCAAUUAUUAGUAGGUAUUACUAUUGUUUUCUUCACGCGUUUUUGAGCGCUUGUUGCGUGUGUCUGGAGGAAAGCUUCUUUUCUGACGUUGCACAAUGAAUUUUGUCGAUAGGUAUAACGGCACCCCUGAUCAUGCGAAAGACAGACGCUGGCUCAGGACAAGUAGUGCAGGGUACUUCCCUGCCCAAGACGCAGCAGGGUAAGAGUAACGUCAUAGUGUUGCUGAAUGCUGUAGGCCGAGGCCAGGUAGACGACGACUUGAAGGACGAAAUGACCGAGGAAGCAUGUACUCUUUACAUUCUAUUUUGUCUGGUUCCUUCUCGCUCGAUAUCAGGUUGAGGAACUUGAUUCUUCUAAUUUUUAUUGAUUCUAUACUCCGCUCCCAUUCACCAUGCUUUCCCGCGGUAAAUAAGUAGCUGUUUGGUGUAAAUGAUUUGUGAAUCAAAAGGCAGGAACGAUUUGUCUAUCCCAAAAAACGGCACGAAUGCAUUAACCUAUGACACAGCAAAAUACGGAAAAGUAAACUCGUGCGAGAUAGUAGAAGUGCAGGGGGUCACCGAUAAGGAGAGCGUGCGGAUAUUCAUUGAGUACGCAAAUGUAAAUGCAGGCGUGAUUGCAUGCAUGAAGUUCAAAAAUCGCUUUUUUGGAGGCCGCUAUGUCAAUUGUAUCUUCUACAAUCCCGAACGAUAUAGAGGCAAGCAAUUUCUUGAUCCUCUCUGACACACUCCCACUUAGAUUUUUGUCACCACAUGAAACACCCUGAUCUUGUUACCUUUUGCCAUUUUUGUCAGUACCGCUCACCCUCCCCUCGCUCGAAAAAAACCCGAAGCCCCCAGAUGAUUAUUUCAAUUUUCUGUCCCACUGAUUCCGUUUCGAUGGCGGACGCCAAAGUUCUCGCGAGGAAGGUCGCUCGUUGUGAAGUUCGUUCGUUGUAAUGGCUGUUUCAGGUGGGAAAAUAAGUACAUUUUUUGACGACGCUCGUGGAAAAGGGACUCAAAAGUAAGCAGUUGCAAGAGGACCAUGACGAUGGAAAUCGCGCGAUUCUUCCCGAGUUGCCUUUGUUCAGCUGUUGCCUGAGAGGUAC
Messenger RNA from Amoebophrya sp. A25, 2394 nucleotides. The record is from the annotation of a GenBank genome assembly. NCBI's taxonomy places the organism in Eukaryota, Dinophyceae, Syndiniales, Amoebophryaceae.